AUGCAGAUGGCGUCCAAGGCACUGGGACGUCUGGCGCGCUCAUCCGGCACGCUGACGGCCGAGUGCGUAGAGUUUGAGGUGACACGUGCCCUCGAGUGGCUGGGUGGCGAGCGCUUUGAGAACAGGCGCCACGCCUCGGUGCUCGUGCUCAAGGAGCUGGCCCAGAACGCGCCAACACUCUUCUACGUGCACGCCGCCAACUUUGUCGAUCUGAUAUGGGGCGCGCUGCGAGACAGCAAGCUGGCCAUCCGUGAGGGUGCCGUCGAGGCGCUGCGCGCCUGUCUCGAGCUGAUAUCGGAGCGUGAGAGUCGUCUGCGACAGCAAUGGUAUCAGAAGAUCUACGACGAGUCCCAGAAGGCCUUCAAACAGAACGGCUCGCCCGAGGCCAUUCACGGAUCACUCAUCACACUUGGCGAGCUCCUAAGAAACACUGGCGACUUUAUGAACAACAAGUUCAAGGACGUGUGCGACACUAUCCUUCGCUACAAAGACCACCGCGACAAGCUUGUAAAGAAGACAGUAAUCACACUACUUCCAAGACUGGCCAUCUUCUCUCCAAAAGACUUUGCACAUCAUCAUUUGAACACAUGCAUGGCGCACUUGUUGGCGGCACUCAAGAAUCAGAACGAGAGGUCAUCUUCAUUUAUUGCACUGGGCGAGAUUGCUUUGGCCGUGGGCGGCAACAUCAAGCCCUACUUGGACAGAGUGGUCGUGAUGAUCAAGUCGGCCUUGACGACCAAGGGCAAACUGUUCAAUCCCGAGGUGCUAACAUGCGUCAGCAUGCUGUCAACGUCGGUGGGCAACGUGAUGAUCCCUCACAUCAGCACCAUCCUGCCCCAGAUGAUGAUGGCCGGACUCACGCCCGUCCUGGUCGACGCGCUGCGCGACCUCACCGUGUCGCUGCCUUCGCUCAUCCCACAGAUCCAGGUACGUUUGCUGAUGCUCAUCUCCCAGGUGCUGGCAAACAAGCCCUUCCAAGAGCCAGGAACACCACUUCAUUAUCGCAAAAUGGCUGCGUCAUAUGCUGGCCUAGGCGCAGCCCAACCAAACCCCGACUCGGACCCAGCCAUGACUGCGCUGGCCCUGCGGACGCUUGGCACAUUCGACUUCUCAAAUCACAACCUAAUCGAGUUUGUUCGCGAUACCGUGUCCACCUACCUCGAGGACGACAACCCCGAGAUCAGACGCGAAGCCUCAAUCACAUGCACCAAGCUCAUGGUCAAGCACGACGAGCCAAACCUCUCGCGCGGCCACACAUCGCUCAUCAUUGGCGAGAUUCUCGAGAAGUUGUUGGUAGUGGGUAUUGCCGACCCCAACCCAUCGAUCCGCCGCACUGUACUCAGCGCGCUCGACAACCACUUUGACCACCAUCUGGCUCAGGCCGAGAACCUACGCAGUCUGUUCAUCGCGCUCAACGACGAGGUGUUUGAGAUUCGUGAGCUGGCCAUCUCUGUAAUUGGCAGGCUGACCCAGCGCAACCCCGCCUACGUCAUGCCCUCACUCAGAAAGACGCUCAUCCAGUUGCUGACCGAGCUUGAGUUCAGUGGUGACAGCAGGAACAAAGAGGAGUCGGCGCGUCUUCUCGGACAUCUGAUAAGCGCGUCCGAACGUUUGAUCAAGCCAUAUGUCGAGCCAGUGCUCAAGGCGCUGAUGCCCAAGCUGCGCGAUCCAAACCCACGUGUCGCCUCUUGUGUUCUGGCGGCACUCGGCGAGCUGUCUGUUGUUGGAGGCGAGGAGAUGUCUGUUCACAUCGAUCAACUCAUCCCACUCAUUGUCGACACCCUGCAAGAUCAAUCAUCGACUAGCAAGCGUGAAGUGGCACUCAAGACGCUCGGCCAGCUGGCCUCCAGCACGGGCUAUGUCAUUCGUCCAUUCGCCAAGUAUCCCACACUUCUCGACACCCUACUCAACGCCAUCAAGACCGAGCGCAAUCAAUCUAUUCGUCGCGAGGUCAUCAAGGUGCUGGGCAUCCUCGGUGCGCUCGACCCCUACAAGCACAAGAUGAACGAGCUUGGACAUCGUCGCGAGGACCCCAAGAUCGAUGACAAGAGCUCGUCCAACGCAGUCAACGAGCAGGUCACAAUCUCACCGUCGUCCGAGGACUACUACCCUACGGUCUCAAUCACAGCACUCAUGAAGAUUCUUCGCGAUCCAUCAUUGUCUACACAUCACACCAGCGUCAUUCAGGCUGUUAUGUUCAUCUUUAAGAGUCUGGGUCUGAAGUGCAUCCCCUUCCUACCACAGAUCAUGCCGCCCUUCCUCCACGUCAUGAACUCUUGCGAGCCUGGCUUCCGCGAGUUCCUCUUCCAACAGCUCAGCUCGCUCGUGUCCAUCGUCAAGCAACACAUUCGCGACUACCUCGUCGACAUCUUUGCUCUCAUUGAGAAGUACUGGAACUCCAACCUGCUGAUCCCCAUCAUCAACCUUGUCGAGGAGAUAUCAUCGGCGUUGAACGACGAGUUCAAGGUCUACCUGCCCAACCUCAUCCCACAGAUGCUCAACGUGUUGCACUCGGAUCGCUCGCCAAAGCGCAUGCCAACAUCCAAGGUGCUCCGAGCACUGGAAGUGUUUGGCACCAACCUGGACGACUACCUCCAUCUCGUCAUACCAGCUGUCGUCAAGUUGUUUGAGCAGGUCGACACGCCAUCACAGGUGCGCGCACUGGCCAUCCAAACCAUUGGCCGCCUGUGCAAGAAGCUCAACUUCUCCGACUACGCCUCGCGCAUUAUACAUCCCCUGGCACGUGUGCUGGACGUCGACGGCGUCAACGAGCUCAAGGACGACGCUCUGCAGACCCUGUGUGCGCUCGUCUAUCAACUGGGCUCAGACUACGUCAUCUUCGUGCCAAUGGUGCGCAAGGUGUUGCAAAAGCGCGACAUUCAAUAUACCAACUACGAGCAACUCGUCGCCAAGCUGUCGGCCAAGAACCAACAGUUGGCGGGCUCCAGCGACGAGGUGAUGGGAUUCCGCCACCCUGACACAUCGGCCGAGGAGGUGACGACCACCGUCUCUCCGGAGAUGAGCUUCAAGAAGCUCAAGGCCAACGAACAGCACCUAAAGAACGCGUGGGAGACCUCGCAGCGAUCCACCAAGGAGGACUGGGUCGAGUGGAUCCGUCGUUUCUCUGUCGAGCUACUGCGUGAGUCGCCCUCGCCCGCACUGCGCUCAUGUCUCUCACUGGCACAGGACUAUCACCCGCUUGUCAAGGAGUUGUUCAACGCCGGCUUUGUCAGCUGCUGGACUGAGCUCCACGAGCAAUACCAAGACGACUUGGUUCACAGCUUGGAGACUGCUCUCAUGUCGCCCAACAUCCCACCCGAGAUCCUACAGACAUUGCUCAACUUGGCCGAGUUCAUGGAGCUCCACGAGAAGCCCCUGCCCAUUGACAUCCGCACCCUUGGCGCGCUGGCCGAGAAAUGUCACGCCUACGCCAAAGCACUGCACUACAAGGAGAUUGAGUUCCAGCAAGCGUCCAACUCAACCAUCGAAGCACUGAUCAGUAUCAACAAUCAACUGCAGCAGCCUGAGGCUGCCAUCGGUAUCCUGAUCUACGCACAGAAGAACCACAGCGUCGAGCUGAAGGAGUCUUGGUACGAGAAGCUCAGACGAUGGGAGGACGCCUUGGCCGCGUAUGAGAAGAAGCAAAAGGACGACCCCAACUCAAUCGAGAACACACUGGGCAUCAUGAGAUGUCUGCACGCACUUGGAGAGUGGGAGCGAUUGUCAACGCUGUCCAACGACUUGUGGAAGAACGCCAGCGAGUCCACCAAGAUCUCUGUGGCGCCACUCGCCUCGGCCGCCGCAUGGAACCUCUCGAGCUGGGAUACAAUGGACGAGUACGUCAAGGCCAUGAGCCAGGACACGAUUGAAGGCUCAUUCUACCGUGCCAUCCUCGAGGUGCACAAGAACAACUUUAACCACGCUCAUCACUUUAUCGAACACGCCCGUGUCCUCGUGGACACAGAGCUGACUGCUCUGCUAGGCGAAAGCUACAACCGUGCCUACAAAAUGGUGGUCCGUCUACAGCAGUUGUCCGAGCUUGAAGAGAUCAUCGAGUACAAGAAGUCCGCAGACUCGCCAUCUCGCAAACAGAUGAUCAGGAACACAUGGAAGACAAGAUUGAGAGGCUGUCAACACAACGUCGACAUCUGGCAGAGUGUGCUGGCCGUGCACUCACUGGUCAUCUCACCACACGAGGAGUUGGACAUGUGGCUUAAGUUCAUUGGUCUGUGUCGCAAGAGCUCCAGAUUGGGCCUGUCGCAAAAGACGUUGGCCAUGCUCAUGGGCAAGGACCCGGCCACACAACAGUUUGGCGGCAUCCUCCCCAACACACAUCCACGAAUCACAUUCGCUUACAUCAAACAGCUAUGGAGCGCUGGAAGCAGACCCGUCGCGUAUGAGCGUCUGCGCACCUUUGUUCAAGCGCUGCAGGACACUGACGACCUGCCUCUGCAAGGCCGCGCGCACCUCAAGCUGGGCGAGUGGCAGCUGGAGCUGGGCGAGACACUGAAUGAAUCGUCAAUCCCACAUAUCAUCUCGUCGUUCCACGCAGCAACCGAAUGUGACCCCAACUGGUACAAGGCAUGGCACUCGUGGGCACUGAUCAACUUUGAGGUGGUCUCUCACUACGAACAGAAUGGCGGCACACAGGAGCAGAUCGCCAGCCACCUGUUGCCUGCAGUACGCAGCUUCUUCCGAUCUAUUGCACUGGCACCCGAGCAAUCACUACAGGACACACUACGUCUGUUGACACUCUGGUUCAAACACGGCGCACAAAAGGAUGUAGAGGCCUCUUUAAUGCAGGGAUUCAACACCGUGAGCAUUGACACAUGGCUGCAGGUGAUCCCUCAAUUGAUCGCUCGUAUCCACGCACCAGUGUUGCCCGUUCGACGACUGCUGCACGAGCUGCUCGACUCGAUUGGCAAGGCACAUCCACAAGCCCUGGUCUACCCACUGACCGUCGCCACCAAGUCACAGUCGCCAGCACGUCUGGCAGCAGCACGUGCCAUCAUGGACAAGAUGAGAAAGCAUACAAACCUCGUCGACCAGGCCAUCCCCGUCAGUCAGGAGCUAGUGCGUUCCGCCAUCCUCUGGCACGAGAUGUGGUAUGAGGGUCUGGAGGACGCCUCGAGACAAUACUUUGGCGAGCACAACCCAGACGCAAUGCUGGCCACCCUUGCACCUCUGCAUCAGAUACUGGACAAGGGACCAGAGACCACAAGCGAGACAUCUUUCAUCCAUGCUUUUGGAAGGGACCUUCAAGAGGCCCUCGAGUGGAGCAAAAAGUAUGAGCGAUCGCGCAAGGAGGGCGACCUGAACCAAGCAUGGGACCUCUACUACCAGGUGUUCAGACGUAUCUACAAGCAGCUGCCACAGAUGAUCUCGUUGGAGUUGCAGUACAUCUCACCAAAGCUCAUGAACUCAAUCGAUAUGGACUUGGCCGUGCCAGGCACAUACAAGGUUGGAGACCCAGUCAUCAAGAUUCAAUCAUUCUCGCCCGUGCUCAGCGUCAUCCCCUCCAAGCAGCGACCAAGGAAGCUUACAAUCAUUGGCUCCGACGGACUCGAGUACACAUUCUUGCUGAAAGGUCACGAGGACCUGCGUCAGGACGAGCGUGUCAUGCAGCUGUUUGGCCUGGUCAACACGCUUCUCAGUGCCAAUCACGAGACUGCCAAGUCCCAUCUGAGCAUCAGACGAUUCAGUGUCAUCCCCCUGUCACCAAACUCUGGCCUCAUUGGAUGGGUGCCACACUCUGACACACUGCAUGCGCUGAUUCGCGACUAUCGUGAGAGCAACAAGAUCCUGCUCAACAUUGAGCAUCGACUCAUGUUGCAGAUGUGCUCCGACUAUGACAACCUCACACUCAUGCAAAAGGUCGAGGUGUUUGAGUAUGCACUGGAGAGCACCAAUGGACAGGAUCUGCACAAGGUUCUUUGGCUCAAGAGCAGGAACUCAGAGGUCUGGCUGGACCGCCGCACCAACUACACACGUUCGCUGGCAGUGAUGUCCAUGGUGGGAUACAUCCUUGGACUGGGUGAUCGUCAUCCAAGCAACCUGAUGCUCGAUCGCUACACUGGAAGAAUCUUGCAUAUUGACUUUGGUGAUUGUUUCGAGGUGGCAAUGCACCGCGAGAAGUACCCCGAGAAGAUCCCAUUCCGUCUCACAAGGAUGCUUAUCAACGCCAUGGAGGUGUCUGGAAUCGAGGGUAACUUCAGACUGACGUGUGAGUCGGUGAUGACCGUGCUGCGCAACAGCAAGGAGUCGCUGAUGGCCGUCCUUGAGGCCUUUGUCCACGACCCUCUGAUCAACUGGAGACUGCUAACACCCAACCACGACAAGGACAGUAAGGUCACCAAGCAGGACCUUGGCGACAAUGAAUCGCCAGACUCGACUUUGAGCACGUCAUCCCCCGUGCACAGACAGCCACGCGGUCACCCACGCGUUGAGGAACAGGUGGAAGCUGAGGUUGUGCCCGAGGUUCUCAACGAGAGGGCUCUGUCGGUCAUCAACCGUGUCAACAAGAAGCUUACAGGAAGAGACUUUAGCAACGAAACAUUGGCCGUCUCGGAACAGAUUCAGAAGCUCAUCGACCAAGCCACCUCCCACGAACAUCUAUGUCAGUGCUACGUCGGCUGGUGUGCCUUUUGGUAA
Acytostelium subglobosum LB1 is the source of this 6651-nucleotide messenger RNA. RefSeq lists its product as hypothetical. The coding region runs from base 1 to 6651 and encodes 2216 amino acids. Gene Ontology annotation, biological process: negative regulation of macroautophagy; TOR signaling; protein phosphorylation. The transcript has 2 exons. Gene Ontology annotation, molecular function: protein serine/threonine kinase activity; protein-containing complex binding; protein binding. Gene Ontology annotation, cellular component: nucleus; TORC2 complex; TORC1 complex. NCBI's taxonomy places the organism in Eukaryota, Evosea, Eumycetozoa, Acytosteliales, Acytosteliaceae. The record is from RefSeq and is a predicted model, not a curated record.